UCAUCAUAAGCCUGGUGCAGAAAGGUCUUGGAGAAGGAGAACUGGAGAUGAUGAUUGGGAUAGUGAAUUGGAUGAUGACUUACUAGGAGAAGAUUUAUUGACUGGCAAAAAGACUCAGUCAGAUAUAUCAGAUGAAGAACUGAAUGAUGAUCUUCUGCAAAGCGAUAAUGAAGAGGACCAACAUUACAGUACUCAAGAUGUCACUGUGAGUCUUAAUGCUGCAUCUAGCAUGGUUACAUCCUUCGAGCUCUCAGAGAAUGCUAAUGACCCAUCUAUUGAACAAGACUCAGAGUACGAACAUGGAGAAGAUGAAAUUAGUUAUGACAAAUCAGAUGUUCCUGAAGAAUAUGCAGAGGAGUAUUCAGAAGGACAGUAUGAAGGCCAAGAGGCUGAGUUGACAGAAGACCAAAUAGGCUAUGGGGAAGACCAGGGUGAAGAAGAGAAUUAUAACGAUGAAGUGCUGGAUCUUGAAAUCAAUGAACCUCUAGAUGAAUUUCCAGAUGAAGAUUAUAUGCAGCAAGUAAUCAAACAAGAAUAUGUAGCUGAAGAAGAGUUAGAAGAGGUUGUUGAUACCCAGACACCUCCAAAUGAGUCAGAAGAGGCAGUUAUUGAAAAUCUGGAGUUUCAAGAAGAGACAAAAGAAGAAUCAGAUGAGGAGGAAGAAGAUGAUGAAGAGUCUGGUCGGUUACGUUUCAAAACUGAACGGAAAGAAGGGACAAUUAUUAGGCUAUCAGACGUAACAAGGGAGCGAAGAAACAUUCCAGAAACUUUGGGUAAGACUUUUGAGAAAUAG
This is a messenger RNA of Protobothrops mucrosquamatus (brown spotted pit viper), 793 nucleotides long. RefSeq names its product RNA-binding protein 33. Gene Ontology annotation, molecular function: RNA binding. The record is from RefSeq and is a predicted model, not a curated record. Lineage: Eukaryota; Metazoa; Chordata; Lepidosauria; Squamata; Viperidae. The coding region runs from base 230 to 793 and encodes 187 amino acids. The transcript is spliced from 6 exons.